GUCUCUUGCAUUUCUGAACGAAAACCUACGAGUCAACCAAAUCACUCACAGUUCCAACAUCAGAAAUGGGUUCUCGCUACGAGGUGGAAGUGAAACUCUCAUCGGCGCGCGGAUUGAAGAACGUGAACUGGCGCAACGGCGCAAACCGCCCGUACGUCGUCGUUUGGGUGGACCCCAGCAACAAGCUCUCCACCCACGUGGACGAGAACGGCGACACCGAUGCCAAUUGGGAUCAGACGCUCGUAGUUCCGUUACCGCCGAAGCCCCUCGAAGAUCAAACGCUCUACAUCGACGUCGUUCACGCCGUCAAGGAGGAAGAAGACACCAAGCCGCUCAUCGGCUCGGCUCGGCUCAAGCUCUCUGAGAUUCUCGCCGACGCCGGAAUGGGCGAGCGCGUGAGCCGCACUCUCACCCUCAAGCGUCCAUCUGGCAGACCACAAGGGAAGGUCGAGGUUAGCGUGACCAUCAGAGAGCCCCACUAUCCCCCACCCGGUGGUUACCCCGCACCGGGUUACGGUGUGAGGGAUUAUUCUCCUGCUCCGCAGGGAUACGGGUACUCUCCCUACGGUGCUCCGCCCCAGGACGCCUAUUACUCCGCGGCGCCGCCCAGUGGGUAUCCUUACAAUGCGCCUACGCAGGGUUAUGGUGCGCCACCGCAGGGCUACGGUGCGCCACAGCAGGGUUAUGGUGCGCCACCUCAGAGUGGGUACGGUUAUAAUGCGCCUCCGCAAACGGCGUCGUAUGGGCAGGGGAGCGCGUACGGGUACGCGCCGAAAGAGGAGAAGAAGAAGAGUAAGUUUGGGGGGAUGGGAGCGGGAUUGGCUGUGGGCGCGGUCGCUGGGGUUCUAGGUGGAGUCGCGCUUGUGGAGGGUGCUGAGUAUCUGGAAGAUAAGAUUGCCGAAGAUGCUGCGCAGAAGGUUGAGGAAGAUCUUGGUUACGAUGGAGAUGACUUCUAGAGAAUCAUCGUCUCUUGUUUAAUUUUACUCCAAAAGAGAACUGCGAAAACAAAAUAAUUUUAUGGUUUAUGUGUUUUUAUUUGCUUAGUUUUGGUGUGAGUUAAAAAGUCUUUCAUUUAUGACAUCAUUAAGGCUCUUAUCGAUA
Molecule: messenger RNA, 1101 nt
Organism: Vigna radiata var. radiata (mung bean)
Lineage: Eukaryota; Viridiplantae; Streptophyta; Magnoliopsida; Fabales; Fabaceae
Product: protein SRC2
Exons: 1
Coding region: 66-956 (296 amino acids)
Biological process (GO): defense response
Source: RefSeq, a predicted model, not a curated record